UAUAAUAUUUAGGGCGCUCAAACUUGAAUUAUUACAGACUGUUCGAAACACAGUUUCGAUUUGUGAAGUUCAAAAAGCAAUAGUCUUGCUUUUAUGACCACAAAGAGGAUGGUAGGAUGUCAUUUAUUUAUUCAACAACCGUCACUACUGUUAAACAAAUACUUAAUCGCCCAUCCCUGCGUAAUGUUCCCAUAAAAAUAUUCUGUCUAAAUACAUAUUUUUAGCCAUAGGUUUAGCAGCAUGUAAGCUAAAUGRUUACAUUUGAAAGAAACGUGGUCAAAAAUCGUGUGACUCCGAAUGAAGGAUAGGUCGAAACUUUGCCCCCGUUUCCGCGACUUAUCAGUGUACAGUGAAUCAUAGUCAGCACAGAGAUAAUAGCUUAUCUAUUAAACUCCGGGCAACGCAUUAUGCAAACAUUACACCUGGCCGGUUAUGCGGCUGCCCCUCACACCACUAAARCGUCUGUGUGAAUUCACACCGCCAUGGGCCACCAGGUCUCCAAACCACAGGUUCAAGUCCUUCUUCUGGGCCUGGACAACGCUGGGAAAUCCACUCUUCUCUACAAACUGAAACACAAUGUCAGCGUCUCCACCGUCCCGACGAUCGGCUUUAACGUGGAGAUGUUGGACGCCAGAAAAAACCGGAAGAGCAUCUCCGUGACCGUGUGGGACGUCGGUGGUCAGGGCAAGAUGCGCGAACACUGGCAGGACUAUUACCAAAACGCGGCAGCCGUCGUGUUCGUGGUGGACGCCUCGGACUUUGGGCGCAUGGAUGAGGCGCGCAGUGAGAUGGAGAGGGCGCUGCGCAGCGACCAUCUGCGGGGCUGCCCGGUCGUUCUGCUCGCCAACAAGCAGGACGUGAGCGGUGCGUUGACCGUCACCGAGAUGAAGGACAGGUUCAACUUGAGGAAGAUGUGCGUGGGUCGGGACUGGCUCGUUCAGCCUUGUUCCGCUUCGACGGGGUUCGGAGUCGAGGAGGCUUUCAGGCGAGUGGUUCAAAUGGUCAGACUCCCCUCUGAGCCUGCAGCGGUCAAAGACAAUAUCAAGGAUACGGUGCACUACCUGCGAUCGAAUAACAAACAAUAAGCUUAUUAUACGUUUUCAUUGGUUUUCGACAGAAGACAGAAGUGGACCGAUAUCGUCAGUGGUCGUUAUGUCCACCUUGCUGGUUCUGGAUGCUCUUUAAACAGCCCUUUUGAAAUAUGAAUACACAAAGUACAUUCAUUGUUCAAUGGACAUUUUUUGAAAACGGUCAUUCCAAGUCUAUGAAGUGCAAAAGAAAGCUUUUGGGU
Poecilia reticulata (guppy) is the source of this 1291-nucleotide messenger RNA. The record is from RefSeq and is a predicted model, not a curated record. Lineage: Eukaryota; Metazoa; Chordata; Actinopteri; Cyprinodontiformes; Poeciliidae.